CCCAAAGCCCGCAGCCGCCACCGGAGCCGCGCUCCCCGCAGCCCGCCGCGCCCGCCCGGCGGGGAGCGCCUCCCGCCCGGCCAUGGAGCGCUGCUGAGCGGCCCCCGGGCCAGCGGAGCGGAUCAUGAACCUGGUGGGGGGCUACCAGCAUCACCACCACCACCACCAUCACCACCACAUGCUGCACGACCCUUUCCUCUUCGGGCCGGCGGCGCGGUGCCACCAGGAGCGCGCCUACUUCCCCGGCUGGGUGCUGAACCCGGCCGAGGCCGCCCCCGAGCUCGCCGGGCAGAGCCCGAGCUACGGCCCCGCCGAGUACGGCCCGGCCGGCCCGGGGCGGCUGGAGGCGCUCAGCGGCCGCCUGGGACGGCGAAAAGGAGUCGGGGGACCCAAGAAGGAGCGGCGGAGGACGGAGAGCAUCAACAGCGCCUUCGCCGAGCUCCGCGAGUGCAUCCCCAACGUGCCCGCCGACACCAAGCUGUCCAAGAUCAAGACCCUGCGCCUGGCCACCAGCUACAUCGCCUACCUGAUGGAGGUGCUGGCCAAGGACAGCCAGCCCGGGGACACCGAGGGCUUCAAAGCCGAACUCAAGAAGGCGGACGGCAGGGAGAACAAGAGGAAAAGGGAGACGCAGCCCGAGGUCUAUUCGCAGCCUCUGGGUCACGGCGAGAAGAAGCUGAAGGGCCGGACGGGCUGGCCCCAGCAGGUCUGGGCUCUGGAACUGAACCCCUGAGAGCUGCCCCGCCCGCCCCUCCAUGUGCAAUGCCG
This is a messenger RNA of Passer domesticus (house sparrow), 768 nucleotides long. RefSeq names its product heart and neural crest derivatives expressed 1 (gene HAND1). Gene Ontology annotation, molecular function: RNA polymerase II transcription regulatory region sequence-specific DNA binding; DNA-binding transcription factor activity, RNA polymerase II-specific; protein dimerization activity. Gene Ontology annotation, biological process: heart development; regulation of transcription by RNA polymerase II. The coding region runs from base 125 to 733 and encodes 202 amino acids. The record is from RefSeq and is a predicted model, not a curated record. The transcript has 2 exons. Lineage: Eukaryota; Metazoa; Chordata; Aves; Passeriformes; Passeridae.